AUGGUGGCAUCACCUCUGCCCAGGGAGGAAGCAGUUGCAGCUAGGAACGUCAAGGCCAAGCAGGCACGGCAACAGCAGGUGGUGGCGAGCGGCAGCGGGGAGCGUAAGCCGCGGCCACAGCAGGACCAGGCGCUCAACUGCCCGCGCUGCAACUCCACCAACACCAAGUUCUGCUACUACAACAACUACAGCAUGACACAACCGCGCUACUUCUGCAAGGCCUGCCGCCGCAACUGGACGUUGGGCGGCACCCUCCGCAAUGUUCCUGUCGGCGGCGGCUCCCGGAAGAAAAAGCAGAACCCUGCCGGGGGCUCCGCCUCCUCGGCACCACCUGCAUCAUCCUCGAGCUCCAAUGACUCCAAGAAGAUGAACAUUGUCACACAGCAACUGCUGACAAUGCCUACUGCUACGACACCUAUGCCCGCCGACUUCCCCAGCGUGCUCCCGACGUUCAUGUCGAUAGGCGGCAGCUUCCAGCUCCCCAGCAGUGACCACCACUCCCUGCCCUUCGCACCCUUGUCUCUGUCGUCCAACCCUGGAAUGAUGUCGUCAUUCAUGGAGAGAGGAGGGUUUCUUGACGGCAGCAGCAGCAAUGGGAUGGCAUCGUUGCCAAUUCUUCCGGUGCCGUCGUUUGGUGUGAUGCAGCAUGGGCAUGGGAUGAUGGGUGGAUCAUCUGACCAACAGAUGGUGGGGCCUCUGCAGGGUGUGGAUCAGGAAGUGAAGCCACCUAUGGCUACUGCUGGUGGUAGUGGGCUCCAGCAGUGGCCGUCGUCAACAACCCAGGAGCAGCAGGUAGUUGGUGGUGAUGGCAGUGCGGACAACAACAACCACAACAUGGACGGCGGGGCAUCAGGCAGCAGCAGCGGGGUCGAGCGCUACUGGCAAGGAGGCUUCAACUAA
Setaria italica (foxtail millet) is the source of this 900-nucleotide messenger RNA. RefSeq names its product dof zinc finger protein PBF. Gene Ontology annotation, biological process: regulation of DNA-templated transcription. The record is from RefSeq and is a predicted model, not a curated record. The transcript has a single exon. Gene Ontology annotation, molecular function: DNA binding; DNA-binding transcription factor activity. NCBI's taxonomy places the organism in Eukaryota, Viridiplantae, Streptophyta, Magnoliopsida, Poales, Poaceae. Bases 1 to 900 code for a protein of 299 amino acids.